UUAUGGGUUUCACCGUCUCAACUGAACACACACACAAAACAACAAUAUGAGCAAUCCUCGAACUGUGUUGAAGAAACUGGAGCCAUGGCGUGACCUAAAAGACAAAGUGGUUCUUGUGACAGGAGCUUCAUCUGGUAUAGGAAAAGAAAUUUGUCUUGAUUUGGGCAAAGCUGGCUGUAAGAUUAUCGCAGCAGCACGUCGUGUCGACCGCCUCAACUCUCUCUGCUCUGACAUCAACAGCUUCUGUUCAACCGGAACACAAGCCGCAUCUCUCAAGCUAGACGUCGCAUCUGAUGCAGCCACCAUUCGAAAAGCGGUUAAGGGAGCUUGGGGAAUCUUUGGAAAGAUCGAUGUGCUGAUCAACAAUGCUGGAAUCAGAGGCAAUGUCAAGUCGAGUUUGGAUUUGUCGGAGGACGAGUGGGACAAAGUGUUCAGGACCAACUUAACCGGACCAUGGUUAGUCUCCAAAUACGUCUGUAUUUUAAUGCGUGACGCUAAACAAGGUGGCUCGGUGAUAAACAUCUCUUCGAUGGCGGGGGUUCACCGUGGUAUGCUGCCUGGUGCAGUCGCUUAUGCUUGUUCCAAAGGCGGAGUUGACAUAAUGACGAGGAUGAUGGCUAUUGAGUUAGGUGUUUACAAGAUCAGAGUGAACUCGAUUGCGCCGGGGCUGUUCAAGUCAGAGAUCACACAAGGUCUUAUGCAGAAAGAGUGGCUCAAGAUGGUGAACGAGCGGACAGUCCCCUUAAAGAUGCAACAGAGCGUUGAUCCUGGGCUUACCUCUCUCGUUCGGUAUCUCAUUCAUGACUCUUCUCAAUAUGUCUCUGGCAAUACAUAUAUUGUUGAUUCCGGAGCUUCAUUACCUGGUCUGCCUAUUUUUUCUUCUCUUUGAACCUUAAAUUUUGUGUGUUAUAAGCAAUAAUAAGUGAAUACUUUUACGAAAAAUAAAAUAAUAAGUGAAUACAUUUACACA
Messenger RNA from Brassica napus (rape), 970 nucleotides. RefSeq names its product 3-oxoacyl-[acyl-carrier-protein] reductase FabG-like. Lineage: Eukaryota; Viridiplantae; Streptophyta; Magnoliopsida; Brassicales; Brassicaceae. The record is from RefSeq and is a predicted model, not a curated record. The transcript has 2 exons. Gene Ontology annotation, molecular function: oxidoreductase activity. The coding region runs from base 47 to 889 and encodes 280 amino acids.